AUGAAGAGGAAUGCUGUUAUUGAUAAUUCAUUCAUUGUUCCGAAUAAUCCUUAUUUGCUACUACAAUAUAGUUGUCAUAUUAAUGUGGAGCAUACCUGCCAAACUUCUGCAAUAAAGUAUCUUUUUAAAUAUGUUCAUAAGAGGAAUGAUAGAGUAACUGCUUCUUUUUAUCAGGUUUCUGAUGAGGGUAAUGAACAAGUAGUUGAUGAUAUUCAAAACUACUAUGAUUGUCGGCAUACAUUUGCAUGUGAGUCAACUUGGAGACUAUUUGGAUAUGACAUUCAAGUUAAGGAACCUUCAGUCAUCAGGUUACCAUUUCACCUACCUAAGGAGCACCCCAUUAUAUUUAGAGAUGAUGAAACCAUCAAGGAUAUGGUUGAAGGUGUUGUGUACGAUACUUUUCAGGAUGCAUAUUAUGCUUUGGAUCUUCUGCAAGAUGAUAAGGAAUUCAUUGACGCUAUUAUGGAAGCAAGCACUUGGGCAUCCGGUAACUAUGUUCGUAAUCUUUUUGUCAUUUUACUUAUCUUUAACAAUCUUUCCCGGCCUGAAGUGAUGGAGCAAAAGUUACAAGACAAUGGUAAAUCUCUCAGUGAAUUUUGCACCCUUCUGUAUCCUUCAUUGGAAACCAUAAAUGGUAUGGAUGAUUGUUUGAUAAUGGAUGAGUUAAAUUUUGAUACUGUCUUAUUACGCCAUAAACUAAACCAUGUUUCUUCAUUUAUGAUUAUGGUCUCACUCAACAUUAAUCAAAACUCUAUAUGCAACAUAAAACAAGGUUCUUAUCUUGCUAUGUUGGUUUCUAGAGCCAAGCUGAUUAUAUGGAAUGAGACUCCAAUGUUGAAUAAGUAUGACUAUGAAGCUCUUGAUAAGUCAUUGAAGGAUAUUCUUAGAUUUGAUUUGUCAUACAAGCCUGAUAUGCCUUUUGGAAAAAAGCUUAUUCAAAUUAGCGAUGGGUUAGCUAGUGAUAAUACAGAUGGUGAGUUAGAAGUUUUAAUCCCUAAUGAUUUGCUAAUUGAUGACACAGAGAAGCCUUUUGAUGAGUUGGUAUAUCUUAGUUUUGAUUCGUUGUGCGUUGAGGAGGGUAACAUGGAGGCUCAGUUAGACACUAUGCCACCCGAUAUAUUGAACGCUAUUAAUUGUUCGGGAUUACCACCCCACCAGUUAAUUCUAAAGGAAGGUGUCUCCGUUAUGUUGUUGAGGAAUAUUGACCAGUCAGAGGGUUUAUGUAACAAAAUUAGAUUACAGAUUUGUCGACUAAGAAUACAUGUUAUUGAGUGUAUUACACUUACUGGAGACAAAGAUGGUAAAGUGGUCCUUAUUCUAUGGAUUUAUAUGAUUCCCAAUAAUGACACUCCCUUUUAG
Messenger RNA from Arachis ipaensis, 1359 nucleotides. The record is from RefSeq and is a predicted model, not a curated record. Lineage: Eukaryota; Viridiplantae; Streptophyta; Magnoliopsida; Fabales; Fabaceae.